This is a messenger RNA of Brassica rapa (field mustard), 2836 nucleotides long. RefSeq names its product agamous-like MADS-box protein AGL97. Gene Ontology annotation, biological process: positive regulation of transcription by RNA polymerase II. The record is from RefSeq and is a predicted model, not a curated record. Gene Ontology annotation, molecular function: DNA-binding transcription factor activity, RNA polymerase II-specific; protein dimerization activity; RNA polymerase II cis-regulatory region sequence-specific DNA binding. Lineage: Eukaryota; Viridiplantae; Streptophyta; Magnoliopsida; Brassicales; Brassicaceae.
UGAUUAUUUGGGAUUCAACUCCUAUCAGUUUAUCGACCGGAGUUUUGGCGCCAAUUAAAUUUCCGUUUAAUCGGUUUAGUAAUAAUGUAAACCGAAGAACCUGAAAUUCAAUUUAUUUGGUUUAGACUGUCGAUGAGUAAAGUAAUUCGGCUUCAUAAUGUUGAAUAAACUCUGAACAACCAAGUCGUGUUCUAGUUAUAUAUUUUGGUUAAGUUAAACCGAAACCGGUUUGACUAGGGCUACAACCAAAAUUGGGUUUCGAGUAUUUCCUUUUCUUGUGAAGCACUACUCCAUAUAAUCUAUAUAAUACAGAGGGGGAGAGGCCAUCGAGAUCACUUCAGACGCAAAAGAAACUACUCUCACAAAAAAAAAAAAAAAAAAAAAAAAAGGAAAAAGCUCUCCUAUUAUUAUUACUUGCUCUCUCUCUAUCUCUCUCACUGUACGUGAACGAAAACAAGAAUGGUGAAAAGAGUAGGAGGAGGAGGCACUAAGAGAAAGAUCGAUAAGAUGGAAAAGAUCUCGAAGAGAGAGUAUCGCGCGACUACUUUCUCCAAACGCUGUUCCGGACUUCACAGCAAAGCCGCGCAGCUCUGUCUACUCGCCGACGCACAGAUAGCAAUCUUGGCGACUCCUCCUUCUUCGCAGUCCAACGUCUCUUUCUUCUCCUUCGGUCACUCUUCCGUGGAUGCCGUCGUGAAUGCUUAUCUCAUGGGACAGCGUCUUGCUCCUGUUCGGGAAGAGCCGAUGGAAGAGGACAUUGGUGUAUUGAUGGCUCGCAAGGAACUCGGGUUAGAGUUGUGGUGGGAGAAGGAGAGUCUUUGUGAAUCAAAGGAUCCUCGAGAGUUGAUGGACGCUGUCAAGGCCAUGGAGAGGAUGUUGAGUAAACUGCGUUCUGGAGACUUUGUCAGUAAUUAUAAGCAAAGAGAGGAAGACCUAAAGAACAACGAGAUGACGAAGAGGGAUGUCGUGUUACACAAGGAAACUCAAGAACCGGAUGGAACCCUAAAUCUCCAAGCAGUUUGUUGCAUCCCUGAUGACGAUUCACCUGCGGGUUGUAACAAGAUUACUGAAGAGCAAAAGCAGAUCCUGGCCAUUUGUGAUAGUUUUUGUGCUAAGGAGGACAACAACAUAAACGGAUUAAGUGGAAGUUUGGAUAGGUCUGAUCAAGCGAUGGAUCAUCUCAUGAAUAUUGAUGGACUGAUAGAUUUGGAGACGUCUUAUGAAAGCUCAGCAUUCGAUUAUUAGUACUCAAGAGAUUCAUGAGACUGCGGGAAGUCUUUUCAUCAACUUUGAAGCUGCUCGCGAUCUCUAACUCUGAAGGUGUUGAAGACAAAGCUUAGGUGUUUCAUAGCAAACCAUUGCUACCGUUUAAAGUUAAUAGCAUUUCUUAUUUAUGUAUAACACGCGAUCAUUAUGAGUAGGGCUUAGUUUGAUUAAUUAUUACUAGAGAUAUAUGUCUUAUCUAUAUGUAACGUUUGGGUCUAGUUUGACCUCAAUCAAUUUUCGUAGUAUGGGACUCAAACGGGUUCAGCUUUCCUUUGAUUAAUAGUAAAGUAGUCCUUAUCAAGUGAGUACAAAGAGAUUGACUCAUCUUCGCACACGUUAACUGCAUCAUCAUAGUCUCUUGAAAGCAUUCACCUAAGUUAUGGGAGAAUCAGAAGCUAAAGAUAAUGGUGGAAGAAAAGAAGUAAUGGACUUACUGCAAUACAUAUUUACAUCAAAGGGGCAAGGUUGAAUAUGUUUACUGUCAAAGGAUACACACAUUCAGUAAGGGCAUGCGCAGCGGGGGUUCACAGGGGUAGCACAUUUUACGAAAAAAAAUAUAUUAAAAUAAGCAUAACCGAUGACUUUGGCUCGUCCCGCCUCUCCCGCGUGAACCCCUCUUUCCUAAAGUUCAUCACUGUAGCGCGGGCUUCACGUGUCGUGGCGGCCCGCGAUUGGUCUAGUUUUUUUUUUUUUUAAAUCAAAAAAAAAAGAAAAAAAUUUAAUAAUAAAAAAUUGAAAAGAUGAACCCCAAGGGGGGUUAACUGAUGCUCUUGCUCUAAGUGCCAACGUCCAUGGCAAGAUAGCUACCUGUAUAUGUCCCCCAUCAUUGUUAUCGACAAAGUUCCAUGUGGUGAAACUUGAUGUGUUAGCUGAGUUGCAUAGAACACUCACCAAAGAAGCAAAAAGUAGCAUCAUGCCACGGAAAUACUGGCUUAUAUACACUGAAUACUCAUAUGGCAUACCAUACAUGCUCUUAUUAUGCUCCAUUAAAACUGUAUCCCUGGCUCUAUGUACUUAAACUGGAAAUUUGCUACCGGUAUGGACAAACCGGUCUCUUUCCCCACCACAUCAGCAUCAAAGUCAUAAAAUCCAGAGACAAGUGAAGAAAUUAACCCCUGAAGCUCCAUCUUCUUCCCGGAAAACGAACUGUUGUUUCCAAAUGCAUCCAUGGGAAGAACCACGAUGCAUUCAUCACAGCUUCAACCACGAUGCAUUCAACACAGACAGAUGGGUACAUUAACCCUUCAUAAAUGAGAAACAAAGAUGGAAGACGAACCUGUGGAAUGGGAGAUUGAGGCUGCGUUGAGUAAGAAGAGAGUCAACAGUGAAGCGAUUUUGAUCGCCAUGGUAGAGAGAAAUUGUGUCGUUGCAAGUUAUGGGGAAGCAAAGCGCCAACUUCUACUGUGGUUUUUUUGGAAGUUUGAAAUACGUUUCAACUAUUCGAUAUAAUUACUCCGGUUUAAGGCGGGUCGUGGAGGAUUUUUUGUUGUUUCCCGGUUUCGGAAACCGAUUUUUUUUAUUUCUAGCGCUUUUUAAUCAAACCGACAUGCAGUGCACACUCGCGUCCAUA